Molecule: messenger RNA, 2347 nt
Organism: Thermothielavioides terrestris NRRL 8126
Lineage: Eukaryota; Fungi; Ascomycota; Sordariomycetes; Sordariales; Chaetomiaceae
Exons: 1
Coding region: 479-1984 (501 amino acids)
Molecular function (GO): protein binding
Source: RefSeq, a predicted model, not a curated record
AGAAAGUGGCACGCAAUGCUGUACUUAUCUUCAGACGAGUUGAGUUCUGAGCAUUCAGUAGACGGACGAGCGCUUGCCGUUAGACACGAUGUCUCUCAGGAGAGUGUUAUGAUGAUGCGUUCAUGUCGAUAUUCGCCAGUCGAUUAAGCGAAUGAUGGGAGUAGAUACACUUAGCAUCUUGUAAUUCACGCGGCCAACCGUUUGGUUGUGAGCCAAGGCCGGCUCCUUUUUGGAGCUGACUGUACAUACAGAGUUCCAGGUUUUCUUUGUCCACUGGUUUGCGAUUCGUUUAUUGCCGAGUUGAUAAGAUAAAUCGGAGUACGGGGGAGUGUGCUUGUCUCCACUUUAUUUUUCGAAAAAUCAGGAAGUUGUCUCACUCAAAUCACCACCGGAAUCAAAAAACAAUCUGAACCAGGAAUCGGCCACUGAGAAUAUUGAACCCCUGUCUCCCACCACGACCCUAUAGUUCAUUCGCAAAAUGGUGAAAAGGAAAAGAGAGGCUGCCGCUGGGGCCGAUCACGCAGAGACGACCAAUUCGACAAAGAAGGUGAAGGCACCGACCAAGAAGACACCGCAUUCCUCCAAUGCCUUCCAGUACAGCGGCAGUGGUUCCCUGACGAUUCAAAUCGUCGCCGGUUCCUACGACCGCGUCCUCCACGGUAUUACGGCAACCGUCAAACUGUCCCCCCUCCAACCUAGUGCGAAGACCAAAGGGGCCAAAGACAACGCCGGGGCCCCACCAAAGGCCGAGUUCGCCGACACGUUCCUCUUCAAUGCGCACAACUCAGCCAUUCGCUGCCUCGCCCUCUCACCGCCGUCGGCCCCGGCACCAGGCCAGUCCCAAAAGGUGCUGCUUGCGACGGGCAGCACAGACGAGCGCAUCAACAUUUACAACCUGUCGGCGCACCCGCCGUCGACGCGCGUAGCCGACGAGCAGAAACUGCUCUCGUCGGUCGCGCCGCGGCCCAUCCUCGAGAACCCCAAGAACCGCGAGCUCGGCACGCUGCUCCACCACUCGUCCAACAUCACGCGCCUCGUCUUCCCCAACCGGUCCAAGCUGCUCUCGGCCGCCGAGGACUCCACCAUCGCCGUCACGCGCGCUCGCGACUGGACGCUGCUGCACACGUUCAAGUGCCCGAUCCCGAAGGUGCAGGGCCGGCCGAGCGGCGACACGGCGGCGAAGGGGACCGCGCCGAGCGGCGUCAAUGACUUUGCCGUGCACCCCAGCAACAAGAUCAUGAUCAGCGUCAGCAAGGGGGAGCGCUGCAUGCGGCUGUGGAACCUGACGACGGGCAAGAAGAGCCGGGUGCUGAACUUCGACAAGGCGGUGCUGGCCGAGAUCGGCGAGGGGAGGCACUCCACGGGCGAAGCCAGGCGGAUCUUGUGGGGGAGUUCGAGGGGCGGCGAGGACGAAUUUGCCGUGGGCUUCGAUCGGGACGUGCUGGUGUUUGGGAUGGACUGCGUGCCCAAGUGCCGGCUGAUGAGGGAUACGAGGACGAAGGUGCACGAGCUCAGCUACGUGGAGACGGACGGCGAGAAGGAGGAGACGGUGUUGGCCGUGUCGACGGAGGACGGGCGGGUGCUGUUCUUUUCGACAGCGAAGGAGGACCUGGGCGAGCCCGCCGAGGGCCUAACGCUGCCGGUCGCCAAGCUGGUUGCGCAGCUGGGCGGGAAGGAGGCCGGGAUAACUGGUAGGAUCAAGGACUUUACAGUUCUGCCGGUGGAGGCCGAGGACGGGAAACGGAUGCUGUUCAUUGUCACUGGGAGCAGCGAUGGGCAGGUUCGACUCUGGCAGCUGGAUGCCAGCGACCUGAGGGGCACGGACAAGGAGGCAAAGCAGGUCGGCCAGCUGCUGGGAACGUACGGGACUCAGAACAGGAUCACCUGCUUGGAAGCGUUCGUCAUGAUACCCCGGCCUCAGGGAGCGGAGGAGAGCGAGUACGAGUUUGAGACGGAGUCGUCGGAGGACAGCGAUGAUGAGUGAAGGCUCCCUCGGACUACGUGUACGUCCGCUACACACGCCGAUACCCUCCCUCGCUACGAGGAGUCCAGGAUGUACAUCAUCGAUGAUAGCAUUUUUGUUCACCUUGAAACCGCUGUAUUGGGGCCGCAUUUGUUAUGGACAGCCCCUGCAAAUGAGCCUACGAAUACCGAUGACAGCACAGCACCUACGCAGGGCAGGGACCUUAGGUAGCAGGCAAGACGGACUGAACGCGACAUGCCGCGCGGCGUCUCCUUGAUUAACUAAUGCGAGCGACGGCUGGUCCUGAUGAGGUAUUGCACACUUUGGGCUGCAGGAAGCACUGGCGUAGUGUAGGGUACGGAAAAGAGACCUGGAUCGGAAGAG